Molecule: messenger RNA, 2750 nt
Organism: Actinia tenebrosa (Australian red waratah sea anemone)
Lineage: Eukaryota; Metazoa; Cnidaria; Anthozoa; Actiniaria; Actiniidae
Biological process (GO): Rho protein signal transduction
Cellular component (GO): plasma membrane; cell surface
Molecular function (GO): coreceptor activity; death receptor activity; nerve growth factor binding
Source: RefSeq, a predicted model, not a curated record
GCCGUAUAUACAGUUCUUGUGCUUGUUGGACUGUGUGCCAUGCCAGGAAGUGGAAAAUGUAAGACAGAGGAAGUAGAGAUGUGUACAAGCUUGGACCCACCAGAGGGCUGUUUUUGCAAGAUGUGCAUAUCAUGCCCAAAAGGAUUUGGACCAACUCACCAAUGUGGUGGAAGAUACUGGAAUGGCACCAUAAUAAAGUGCAAAACCUGCCCCAAUGGUGUUAGCUAUUCUGAGGAAGAUAGCAUCGCCUCCUGUCAGCCAUGUCGUCAGUGUGGUGGUAGAGAAACCUCACGCAAUUGCACACCCAACAGCGAUACCAUCUGUAGUAACAACUGCAGAGUAGGGUACAUCAUGAAUGAUGCCGUGGAGGACUGUGUUUUGGACCCCACUUCUCAACAGAUAGAUACAGCAAAACUGAUCACCCAAUUACCUGGGACUACAACCAUCCACAAGAAUACACAAAAGAAUUCACAUGGAACUACUACAACUACAAAGCCUAUCCAUUCUGACAAGUCUGGGAGAGAUGGGCAAUCAAACAGCAAAGAUCAUUCCAGGGAUAACAAAAUCAUAAUAGUAACAGUGAUUGUCAUAGGAACAGUGAUUGUCAUAGUAACAGUGGGAUUUAUAUUGUACUGCUGCCUAAAAAAGGUUGCCUGCUUCCGACGUAACAAUGCUAGGAAUCAAGAUGAGGAAAUAGCAUUAACUGAUAAAAAUAGUACAUCUCCCAGAUCUUCCCAAGAAAUUGUUCCACCAUGGCCAAUUGACCUUCGACUCAGUCUUAUUCCACAAGCCCUGCGUUCAGAUGUCACCAACUAUAUUAGCGAAAGCUCACCAGUUGUCAAAGGCUGGCAGGCCAUUGGAGAAGAUAGUCAGAUCAAUUUAACUCAAUUUGAGUUACAAGCAAUCAGGAUUGCUGGUAAAAAGCAAGGUACAAAUGAGGGUGAGGAGCUGUUGAUAAAGCUUGUAUCUUUCAAGCCAGAGUUAACACUUAUGAAAUUUGUGAAGGUCCUUGAAAAUGUGGGAAGAAAAGACGUUGUUGAUAUUAUCUAUAAUUUCUAUAAUAAUGAAAUUAAAAUAAAUGAUGCAGUCCAAAUAGAUCAAGAAUCUCAAAAUGACCAACUUGAUGAUGUUUGAAUUGCACUAUAAGAUUACUGGCCAACUUGUAAUAUAUUAAACAUAAGAAAUUAAGAAUAUUUCGUACAAUAAUAUACUAGUUUAAGAAGUGGGUUGAAUAAGACAAUUUUUAGCUGAGGAUUUUUCUAGAAUUUCUACUGAACUUGAUAAACAUUGGAUCCAGGGGUAUGGUGGAGAGGGGAAUCCAAUGCAUGAGAGGGGUACUACACAAAUACAUCGCCACAAAACGUCGUUCCAAUCCACUACAACUGUGUUGUAAAAAUUAAAGUUAUCAAGCUAAGAUAAGACUUAUUAUUGUGUAUACUGUUAUAUAGUUAUGCUUUUAAAAUUAAAGUUAGGCUUUUUGCUCAGUAAUAAAUAUUAUGCAAGGUGGAUUGGAAAAAUUCUGCUAAGGAUUUGACACCCUUUUGUACUUUGCAGGUUUUUUUUUAUUUGGUCUUAUGUAUUGUAUAAUGAUUAUUAGUAGAGCUGACUCUUUAGAGUACCAGUUUGAAGUCAAUCUUGCUUUUGAGGGUUGACACCUUAUUCAUGCAUCUGCAACAAAAAUGGUGUAUAUACGGAUAUAUAGGAUGGUGUAAUCUGGCUUCCAAAAUAUUUUAAAGAUAACCUAUAUAGUAGUAUAUAUUCAAUCCAUCCUUGCCAUGCAUGCUUACCAUUUAAAUGGAAAUUAGUAUCCAACACAUGUGAGAGCCGUAGUAUAUGGCUUGUUUUUUCUAGGGCUAAUGAAAUUAAGUGACAUGCUUUCUUGUAUAUUAUGAUAAUGCAUUAAUUAUUAUUAUUAAUUACAAUAUGACAAGCAUUAUUCUGCAGGCCAGUUAUUUAUGCAUGUGCAGUUUUAGAGAAUGUACAUAUUUUGAUCAGUAAAGGGAAUUGUUAAAUUCCCACCUGCCCUGUCUAAGGGGUGUGGUUUCAAUUGACUAGUGCAUAUUAUUUUGUUAGUGCUUGCUACUAAUAUAACAGCAUUGGAAUAUUUAUGCACAUUUUAUAUUAUGUACCAUGAUGUCAUGCUAUGUAUAUAUAUUCGAGAGUAAAAAGUGUUUUUUUUUUCAAACACUUGGCAUGGACUUAAGCCAUACAGAAUGGCUUAAAAUUUUAUUCCAGUAAAAAGCAUUAGCUAGUUAUUAUAAAUAUAACAAAUUUUAGUAAUUUUAGACUUGAAUAUAGAGUUUCAUCACACAUGCCAUGAUUGGUUGAGCAACCAGGGACUCUAUUAUGAGGUUUCCCAAGCCAGUAGAGCAGUAGUAAUACUAAAACGUUUCUAUCCUCAAUUUUGUCUUUUCUCUGAUGUUUAAGUCUAAAAUUAUACCAAAACAAUUAUAUAUUCACUUUAAGCUCAGUGAAUAUGGGGAACUAUAUAUUUACCUAGCUGGCUGCUUCAAAACUUCUCUGAUGUUUAAGUCUAAAAUUAUACCAAAACAAUUAUAUAUUCACUUUAAGCUCAGUGAAUAUGGGGAACUAUAUAUUUACCUAGCUGGCUGCUUCAAAACUUGCGGCUUGGUAUUUAAAUACUCCCUCAUAUGGGUGAUAUUUAUGUAUUAUAUUGAUGUUUAUAUCAAAUGUAAAUACACUUUAAAUGAACAAUUUUUUUAAAAAUUAAAAAGACUGUGUAAACAAGA